Malassezia pachydermatis is the source of this 747-nucleotide messenger RNA. Its product is annotated as isopentenyl-diphosphate delta-isomerase. The transcript has 4 exons. Gene Ontology annotation, biological process: isoprenoid biosynthetic process; isopentenyl diphosphate biosynthetic process. NCBI's taxonomy places the organism in Eukaryota, Fungi, Basidiomycota, Malasseziomycetes, Malasseziales, Malasseziaceae. Gene Ontology annotation, molecular function: isopentenyl-diphosphate delta-isomerase activity. Bases 1 to 747 code for a protein of 248 amino acids. Gene Ontology annotation, cellular component: cytoplasm. The record is from RefSeq and is a predicted model, not a curated record.
AUGGCUGCAGUCCCUGCCAACUCAUCGAGUGCUCAAGGUCUCGAUGCCUCGCUUGCUGGUCAUGAUGAGGAGCAAAUUCGACUGAUGGAGGAGCGCUGCAUUGUGACGGACAAUGACGAUAAUAUGCUCCGUGACGGUAGCAAGAAGGAGUGCCACCUUAUGGCCAACAUUGAAAAGGGCCUCUUGCACCGUGCCUUCUCCGUGUUUUUGUUUGACCCUAGCACGGGCAAGUUGCUUCUUCAGAAGCGCGCGCCUGAAAAAAUCACCUUCCCUAAUAUGUGGACCAACACCUGUUGCUCGCAUCCUCUGGCCAUCCAGUCGGAGAUGCAUGGCCGUGAAGGUGCAAAGAAGGCGGCGCAGCGUAAGAUGGAGCACGAGCUGGGUAUUCCAGCUGAUCAAGUGCCUCUGGACAAGUUCCAGUUCCUGACUCGUAUUCAUUACUUGGCUCCUGGUGAUGGCCCAUGGGGCGAGCAUGAGAUCGACUACAUCUUUUUCAUUACCGCCGAGACGACGUUGAAGCUCAAUGAAAAUGAAGUGUGUGACACUAAGUGGGUGUCGAUGGACGAGCUGAAGCAGCUCAUGACGGAACUGGAUCCGAGUUCAUUCACACCUUGGUUCAAAUUGAUUGUGAAAGCAUUCCUAUUCCCCCUUUGGCAAGACCUCCUGGAUCGCAAGGAUGCGGCGACGGGCCACGUCAAUGCUCUCGAUCUGGCCGACCAUGCGAAUGACACUAUUCACCGGUUGUAG